AUGAUAGUACUGUUGACCCUUCUAUUCGCUGGAGCUUCUGCUGACCGUAUUUUUGUGGUCACUGGAAACUUGACAUGCAAUUCAAAGCUGGUCACAAACGCCGAAUUUCGAUUGGUUGAUAACAAUUAUGUUUUUUUGAAGCCGACGAUAGGCAAGACAAUUGUGGACCAUGGAUACUAUCGAUUGGCAACUGAUCUAGAGUGUAACACAAUUUUCGCGACAUUGGAGAUUAUUCACAAUUGCUUCCAAUCGACGUUUAUAAUCGGCGGCGACGAAAAUUACAUGGGCGAGAUGACUCAAAUCACAAUUGGAAAACACACUUUCACCGAAGGCAAAUAUGUGAUGACACUGAAUAUUGAGCUUCAUGAUCACAUCUACCGACCGGCGCCGCCAUUUGCUAAUUAUAUCGGAUUCAUUGCAAAAGUUUUUCUGGAUCUCGGACGAAGCGCUCAGAAAUUGUGGUCAAAUGAGAUUGAUUGUGAUGGAAGUUAA
This is a messenger RNA of Caenorhabditis bovis, 492 nucleotides long. The record is from the annotation of a GenBank genome assembly. Lineage: Eukaryota; Metazoa; Nematoda; Chromadorea; Rhabditida; Rhabditidae.